GCCACAAUAAUAAAAGGGGGCCGAGAGACUGGUUUGCCAGCAAUAUCAGCUCGAUAAUCAAACCAAAACAAACAACAAAGCAAAACAAGCUCUACGAACACUUUCAAGUGACAAGGGAAACGUCCCAGUAAUACAAUUUCCAAGGGACAGUGAAGUGUGAUACAAUUGUCUAAAUUUAACGUGCGAGAUAAAACUGAGAAAACUUUUGGCAGUCGAUUGAACAACAAAAAAUAUAUAGUAUAUAGAAACAGGCGAUGUCAUUGGAGGAUCUCAAGACCAAGUUGCGCCGUCAUCCGAAGAUUUUGGGCGGGAUUGGCCUGCUGACUGCUGCUGGAUUCUUGCUUUACGAGGCGCCACAGGUUCGCCGCUUCCUUGCUCAGUAUGUGGACAAGAAAUCCCCGGAGCCGGACAAGCGACGCGCCGAGUACAUCUACAUAAAAUACCACAUCUACCGUGAGUCCAUGCGCAAGCUGAAGCAGAAGCAGGAGGACGACAAGAAGUGGAUCAGCGUUAUCAUCAAUCCGAUCGGAAAGUGGUGGAAGGCAGCCAAGCACUCGGUGGCCUGGCGGCUGCUCAACAUCGCCCAAAAUGGCAGUCAACCGGAGCGGCUCAAAGCGGUUCAACAGCUUAUCUGCAUGGAUCACCUCAAGGAUUGGGACUUCCGACACCUGGCGCAAAUCUGUGAUGCCCGUACGGCCGUUUCCUUAGCACGCUGCGGAGCGGACACCCGCUGGUUCAUGCCCGUCCACCGACGCGGAUGCAUCAAGAACCCCAAACUGCUCCUCUCUGAGCUGCAUGUGAUGCUGGCCCGACUGCGCCCCAUGUCCUGCGUAGACCAUUUCUUCAGCAAAUACUUCCCCGAACAGGAUCCGAUCGAGGACAUCCACGAAUACUUGACCCAGGAACAGACUAUAGUGCUUUCUUCAGCUGACACAGACCUCCUUAAGGAAAUCAUCUCAUUCCUACAUCACAUUAGCAAGGAUCCCCAGGUUUCCGCCAAUAUUAUUAAAGACGGUGGCCUCGUACACCUUAUGGAACUGCGAAAAAUAUUUAGCGAUGAUAACGAGACUUUAUCCACUUUGUGUAAGGUGCUGGCCAAUAUGUCGGUGGUGCCCGAUGCUGUGGAGCAUUUCUUCUCCUCUGGAUGGGUUGGUGCCUUGGCCGAAUGGCAGCAAUGCCCAGAUCUUCGACUACAAGUGAUUUCAGCAAAGACGAUGGCAAACUUGGACCACGACGAUCCCAACCAGUGCACAUAUCCGCCGAAUGUUUAUCCGUUGCAUCCGAGAGUACGCACUCGCAGGAAGCCCAAGGCAGACAUUGUUUUCGUCCACGGACUGUUGGGUGGCGUUUUUAUUACAUGGCGCCAGCGAGAUAGGAAGCCGACGGAGCUGGGGCUUUACGGGAAGAAUGCUUUCUACACCAGCGAAACGGACGAUGUUUUCCUAGUGGGUGAGCAGAAGCGUGGCAACGGAAGCAAGCAUCGAAAGGAGCAGGGCAAGCUGGUUCCAAGCCAAGCCACCGAGGUGUCGAAAACUAGCAAUGGCACGUCCAAGACUGAAACAAUUAAAGAUCAAGUUUUAAAAACCAGCAAGAAGGUGGAGGAGCAACGCCUGAGCAUAAGCGAUACGGCUACUAUGGAGUUUGUAGAGACACUUCGAAACGAGGCUGAACUGGAUUCGGACUGGGAAGUAGUUCAUCCCGAUAUUCCACUGACAGCGAACGAGAAUUGCAUUGGAAAGUUCAGUGUGUCCGGGAACGAGUGGCGUAAUCAGGAUACCAGUGAGGAGUACACGAACUGUUGGCCGAUGGAGUGGCUUCCGGACGAUUACCCAGAUUCGAGAAUCAUAGGAAUAGAUUAUACUUCAGCUGUCACCGAGUGGUCGGCCAACUUUACAAAGUACUGCCCGUGUGAGAAGGGCCAGGGGCACAUUGAUGUACGAGCCGGGACAUUAAUGGAACGCAUCGCUGCCGCAGAUGUGGGUAAUCAGCGUCCCAUCGUCUGGAUAGGACAUUCCAUGGGCGGCCUACUCACAAAACUGAUUCUGCUGAAAUCGUUGGACUCUCAGGACGAAAAGGCGCAACAGCUAGCCAAGAACACAAAGGGAAUCGUAUUUCUCGGUACGCCGCACAGGGGCUCACCGAUUGCCAAGUGGAAGCAGCACAUGCAGAUGAUCCUCUCGCCCUCUAUUGAAGUAAAGGAGAUGGAGGAGAACUCACCGAAGCUGCUCGAAAUGCACCGCCGCUUUAUGGGGUGCCUGCACACUUUCCUGAAACACGUAAAGGUUGUGAGCGUAGCCGAAGGAUCGCCUACAAUGCUAACCACCUUCAAAUUCCCACUACGCAUCGUUACGGAGGAAUCCUCUAGGAUAGAUUUCGGGGACUUCUAUCUGCUGAAGGACGACCACUUAAGCCUAUCGAAACCGAUCUACAGACAAUCCUUCCUUUAUCAGAGGCUGUUGCACGUUAUCCGCGAUGCUGUGAGGGAGAGAUCGGAGCCCAAGGAUCAGGACGGACAGUCGCAGGCUAGUCCGAUACAGGAAGUAAUCAUUACGAAAAUCGUAGCCGUUCUACUAAAAGGAGCCCAGGGUUUGUUCGAGACGCUGCCAAGAGUCGCACUGAGAUUUACUUCUUAAGGGGGUCACUCAAAAGUACCCCGUUUUUGCACGCCAGUACCUUAAUAGUAUCCUAUCCCGCUUAGGUUAUAAAGACUUUGUAAAGUAUUUUCCGCGCCGAAACCCAUCUCAAAUCAUAACCUGAUUCUUGUAAAUACUCUCGCAUACCAUAUAGUUGCUUAAAAAAUUAUAAAUUAUUUCCGUCAGCAAACGACGAUAAAAUAAAGGAUUUACAAUCGAAA
Molecule: messenger RNA, 2854 nt
Organism: Drosophila bipectinata
Lineage: Eukaryota; Metazoa; Arthropoda; Insecta; Diptera; Drosophilidae
Product: protein SERAC1
Source: RefSeq, a predicted model, not a curated record